Molecule: messenger RNA, 3790 nt
Organism: Danio aesculapii
Lineage: Eukaryota; Metazoa; Chordata; Actinopteri; Cypriniformes; Danionidae
Gene: mtcl3a
Product: SOGA family member 3a
Exons: 7
Coding region: 201-2975 (924 amino acids)
Source: RefSeq, a predicted model, not a curated record
CUACACUUGUUUUUUUACUGUAAACUGACAAUGUCGUCUUUUUUAUUGACAUGCGAAAAGGAAAUACAAGAGAAAGCGCGGAGGAGAGCGCAAAAAUGGCUGGUUUCGGAUAAUAAUGCGUGUUGUUUUCAUAAUGUAUGCGCGCCCGUGACAACAAAUAGUUAAACAGAGAGGCUGAGGUAUUCGUUGUGGACUUAAAGAUGUGGAAUGCCUUUGGGAAUGGAUCAAGCGGGUAUGUGAGCAAGGCUCAAGGCUGGGAGUUUGUGCCGUGCUCUCGGCUGGAGAAACCGGGAAAGAAGAGUCCCGCCCGCGUGCGAUCAUUCCCGAGCCACCUCCUGGAGCAGCUUCCACCUGGAGCCGCGGCUGAUGGACUAACUCCCAAUCUGGAGCAACCGAGCCCACACUCGCGGAUGAAGAAGAAGCUGGAGGAAUUAAGAAAGCGCUACGAUUUCGAGAAAGACGAGUGGAGAAUGGAGAAGGAAUCGCUUUUGAGACAAGUGGCUGAAAUACAAGGUGGAGAGAACAGAAGGAUGUUGUUGGAGCUGAAGUGUGUUUUAGAGGAGGUGCAGUCGGGGGUGAAGCGGGAGGAGAGUAAACGCGGAGAGCUGGAGCUGCAGUACACGCAGGAUCGCUGCGCCUGGGAACUGGAGAGAUCCGAACUCAAAAGUCGCAUUACUCAGCUAGAAGCUCGGGGAUGUAGUGUGGCAGUGGAGAGCGUGAGGAGUCCAGAACUGGGAGACACACUGAAGCGAGAGAGAGCAGAACAGAAGAAGCUACUGGCAGACACACACAGUGCGGCCAUGGACCUCCGCUGCAGGCUGGAGAACAGCGAGCGAGGCUGGAUGAAGGAGAAAUCUGAGCUGCUGGAACGCUUCGAGAGCGAGAGGAAGGAGUGGGAGCAUCAGCUCAUGGACAUGCAGAGGAAGAUUGAGGAGUUGUACAGUGAAGUGAAGGCCCACCGUACAGGAAUCUCUCUCAGACCAAUUACCGAUGGACAAAUUGCACUAAGGCUCAGCUCAUGUUCUGCCAGCACUUUAUCGAGUGCAGUAACCUAUCCCUCGGACGGCCAGAGCUUUGAAUAUUCUGAGCCUCUUACCCAGCAAAGCAAUGCCAGCAUCGACUCGCAACAAAGUCAACUCAGCCGAAACGCCAGUGAAUCCAGCGACCUGUGCAACAACGAUCAAAACGAAGAGCAAAGUGUGGCUGAACAACAGGCUAUAGACACUGCAGAGCUGGAGGAAAUCCUGGAAAGCUGUUUGAAAGAGAAAGUGGGGAAGAAGUCCUGGCUCACUGGACAAGAUGUCCUCCUUAACCCUUUCAGACGAUUUCAGAGCAUGGAAAUAACCUGUGGAAGUGAUAAAAAGAAGAACAAUACUUCCCUUAAUGCGGCUCUUAAUGAAAUUGCCCGUGCCAGUGAAGAACUCUGUAGCUAUCAGGAUGAAAAGAGGAAGUUGCCUGAUAUUAAGAGAAGCAGAAGUGAGUCAGCAUUUUUUCAGAGAGAGACGGAGUUGGUGGAGAGGGUAAAGAACCACUUGGAAAUGGAAGACACGGUUUUGUACCUGAAAAACAUGAGUGAAGAUCUGAAAUCCCUCGAUGAGCAAUACUGGAUGAACUGGGAAUGUUGUAACAUGCAUAUAUCUCAGCAAAGCGAUGAUAAGGCAAAACAAGAAGACAUAAAACAAGCCCCGCCCAUUCCAAUUCGUAGUACAUCUUGGUAUAUAAGCAGCCCUUCUGCUUCAGAAUUAGAGUCAAGUGUAACAGAGCGACGCUCAGGAACGCAUUCGGACAGAAAGUACACCAGUCCUGCAAUCGUACGCAAAUUUGAAGCGAUGCUUCAAGAAAACGAGGGGAAAAUUUUAACCGAUUCUGGAAACGCAUCAUCCAUUACGCCUACUGAUAUCAACUGCUGCCAGAGCCGCUGGUCCUGUGAUGGAAGUAGAUUUGGCAGCAAUAAAUCAUCCAGGAAUGAACCUGUAAAGAGAUGUCUCUCCAAUGCUGACAUUGCAGAUGCAGAUCACAGUGUAAACCAAAGUGAUGCAGAAAACCUAAAGGACCUCAAGAGUGCUUCUCAUCUCACAAACAUCUCAUUACUAGACUCUCCAAAAAACGAAAGACUUGAGCAAAAAACUGCAGAGUUCAACCGGACGCUCUUCCAAGCAGGAAUGGGUUUUCGCUGCGAUGAGGACGUUGUUUUGAAUGCACGCACAGAUUGUUCUCUAAGUCUUAUUUCAGAGGACACUUUUACAGACAGUCCAUUGAGCUAUGUUGAAGACAAUCUGGAGCUUUCAGAUCUCAUUAAACGGUGUCCAGAAGAAAAUGCACGAAAGAUGGAAACAAAGGACCGGUUCUCUGUGCCUGUAUCUCUGCAGCAGGAAUGUAGUGAAAUUAAACCUUUGCAGACUGAACGCAGUACGCCGAAUUUAGCUGACAAACAAUGCAAGAGUGUACGUUCACCACAAAUCCAGAUAGAAAGAGUUCGAGAAGAAAAAAAGUCCACGUGCAGCACCAGGUCUCGCAUUCUAGAUGAAAAUCCAUGGAAGCCUUCGACACUAGCGGCCUAUCCUCGUCCAGCGGAGUCCAGGUCCAACUACGGCGCAGUUGAGAGAAUUUUAAAAUGUUACGAGGAAAGAUCUCAGCAGCCCAGUCCGGGGAAGAAGGAAGACCUGAUGGACCUCUUGGAAAUGUUGGAUAAGCGUCAGCAGCCUGAAUCCACUCAAAGACUAACACACACACCGCACCACAAAGAGACACAUGUAAACGUGCAGCAGUGCAAAGAGUCUUCUGUAACUAACAAGAAGAGCUUUUCUCGACCUGCGUGUCCUGCAAAGAGACGUUUGCCCUCUCGUUGGGCAAGCCGCUCAUCCAUCUCCUCUGCAUCAUCUCCGUCACCUCCACCAACACCACCUCCACCCACAGUCUUCACCCAGAGACAAACACUCGCCUACUCCACCUUUCACACAGAGACCGUCAUCUGAACGGCGGAUACACACGCGCUACACUGCAAAAACCUUUAAAAGCCUGAUUAUUACCUGUGUAAAUACCAACAGUGACUGUCCAAAUGAUGCUUUGUUUGUUGUUUUAUAUUUCUAUAACCAUGAAAUCAAUCUGCCGUGUCAUUGUUUUACUGGUGUGGACAUGUACAUUUAAUUUCUACCAAUGUGAUUUACAAAUUUACAAUGUUUUGUGUUUUAUAGCUGCCAGUGUAGACUUGUUUUUUGUCUGUGCUUCACAUGUUGCCUGUACUGUGUGUGUACUGGUUUUGGUGGUUUAUGAGGACACCAAUUUGUAUAAUGUCAUGGAUAUGACCUGCUGUAGGUAUUACAAUGUUGAGGGGGUUUAUGAGAACAAGCCUUGUGUCCUUGUAAUUCAUUCAUCAUAAUUAAAAACCCUUUUCACAUUAUUGAUUUUGCCACCGGUUUCCUGUGAGGGUUGGGUUUAGGGGUAGGAAUGGCUUAGGCCAUAUAAUGUGUUUUUUUUACUGUAUAAAAUGCAUUUUGCCUAUGGAGAGUCCUCAUAAACCACCAAAACCAACCUGUGUGUGUGAACUGACGUCUGACUGAUAAUAUCUGCAAUGACAGCAGUGCUGCCUGUUUCACAUCAAACUCUCUGUUACCAAAAUGACUGACUGAGUUAUUAAAGAAACAAAGGGAUUCUGCACUCAGUUUACAUGCUUAUCUGAUGUAAGACAUAUCAUUUAGACAAUGCCUUUGCAGUCCUUUUUCUUGUUAAUUAUUAUCACAAAUGAAUAUGUAUUCAGCAUUUAUAAAAAUAAAAUAUGGACACUCAUUUC